AAGAGCAGUAUGCGUCUUGAUAGCAAAAUUUGCUAUCGAUACAUGGGUAUAUCGGCAUUCGGAUCGAAUAGCGGCAAAUCGUUGAGGCCCCUAUUUUCCCCAUCAACUUCCUUUUGCAACCCCGCGUCACCGCCAAGACCUGGACCUCACUUAUACUCUUCCCCAUUCACCUCAAAAGCUCACGUUCAUUUCUUUCAAUCGCCAUCUCAUGAAACAUCGGCCCCUUCUGCUGCUGCUGUUUAAUCGACUUGUUCAUGCUCUGCCCUACCUCAGCCAGGGGUCUGUACGGAUACUAGGGAAACAUGUACACGGCGUUGAGCCUGGCUCGCCAGAAUUCUGGUGGAAGAUUAUCAUAAGCUCAAUACUCGUACUUUUGGGGGGCGUAUUUGCCGGCUUGACUCUAGGUCUAAUGGGCCUUGACGAGCUGCACCUGCGCGUGCUGGCGACAUCUUCAGAGAAUCCUGCAGAGAAGCGAAAUGCCAAAAAAGUGUUGUCGCUUAUGCGAAAAGGAAGACACUGGGUGCUGGUGAUAGUCAACGAAAGUCUUCCCAUUUUCCUCGACAGUGUCAUCGGCGGAGGCGUAGCCGCGGUAGCGCUUUCAACAACGGCCAUCGUGAUUUUUGGAAUAAUUCCACAAUCACUGAGCGUACGCUAUGGUCUUGCAAUCGGGGCAGCGUGCACCCCGUUUGUCUUGUUGUUGAUGUACAUCUUCGCCCCUGUAGCUUGGCCCAUAGCAAAACUCCUCGACCUCGUCCUUGGCGCGAACGAGACUCACACCUACAAAAAGGCCGAGCUUAAGUCGUUCUUACAGUUCCACCGCACGGGGGAAGAACCUCUGAGAGAAGACGAGAUAUCGAUUCUCAAUGGUGUUCUGGAGCUCAAUUCGAAGAAUGUCGAGACCAUUAUGACGCCAAUGCAGGACGUGGUCACACUGAGUAGGGAUACGAUACUUGACCACAAGAUGAUCGAUACAAUAUUAACGAGCGGAUACUCGCGGUUUCCGAUACAUGAACCAAGCAAUCCGUUGGCCUUCACGGGUCUGCUGUUGGUCAAGAAGCUUCUUACCUACGACCCCGCAAAGGAGCUUCCAGUGUCAAGUUUUCCUCUAUCUAUCCUUCCCGAAGCGUACCCUUCGAUCAACUGUUUUCAAGCAUUGGAUUACUUUCAAACUGGCCGUGCACAUCUAAUUCUCAUAUCCCGCACCCCCGGUAUCGCAGGUGGAGCCAUCGGGGUGAUUACGCUCGAAGAGAAGGCAAAGCGGAUGACGACAGCCGCUAUCAUGAGGGGGAUUGUCGAGCGUGAACGGGGAAGGGUCUCGGCAGUUGGCACACCCACUGAGCGAACGCCGCUGCUUGGACGCGAUCGGAGUGUUGUGAUAGACGUGGACUAUGGAAUUGGAGCAAUCAGUGAAUCUCCGAGAGGGGAAUAACAUUACGUGAAUCAGGGUGAUUAGUGGCGUGCGUUGUAGAGGGACACCUUUUUGCUUUUCAUAUUUCUUGUAUCAACUUAUUCCUCGGUUUCUGUAACUGCAGACCCUAUAUUUUAUAUUCUGGAAUGGGGCGCAUCGUUGAAUAAGACGUUCGUGAGAUACAUUCAAUUUGUGUUGGAAAAUUUGACAUUAUAGCAGAAGCAGUAACACUUCAGAAUCAAAGAGCGUG
Desarmillaria tabescens is the source of this 1658-nucleotide messenger RNA. RefSeq lists its product as uncharacterized. The transcript is spliced from 13 exons. Bases 209 to 1429 code for a protein of 406 amino acids. Lineage: Eukaryota; Fungi; Basidiomycota; Agaricomycetes; Agaricales; Physalacriaceae. Gene Ontology annotation, biological process: magnesium ion homeostasis. The record is from RefSeq and is a predicted model, not a curated record.